This is a messenger RNA of Saprolegnia diclina VS20, 807 nucleotides long. RefSeq lists its product as hypothetical. Lineage: Eukaryota; Oomycota; Saprolegniomycetes; Saprolegniales; Saprolegniaceae. The transcript has a single exon. The record is from RefSeq and is a predicted model, not a curated record. The coding region runs from base 1 to 807 and encodes 268 amino acids.
AUGAAGUGUGUCCUCUUUGCUCUCGUGGCCGCCGUCGCCGCCGCCCCCAUCAAGCUCUGCACCAUCAACCGCAACGUCCUCUCCGAAGACAACAAGGUGCUCUACACCGGCAAGCGGUGCGUCAGCGACAACCCGAUGUUCGACUAUGAUCCGGCCACCAAGCUGCUCAAGUCCAAGGACACCAACCGGUGCCUCAAGAUCAAGAAGCAGGAAAUGGAGCUUGUGACCGCGCCGUGCGAAGCCACGGACAGUUACCAGCGCUGGGAGCUCGGGAGCAACCGCGUCAAGUCGGCAGCUGUGGAUCGCUGCCUCAAGGCCUCGACGGAGCCCGAUACGGCCGUCACCCUCGCCAAGUGCGACUUGUCGACUUCGCUAAAGUCGAACCAGUUCCUCGCCGACUGCGACUCGGUCGAGUCAACGUACUUGACGAUCACGCCGACGGUCGGCAAACUGCUCUUGAGCGAGUUCGACGGUAGCCUGUACGCCGACAAGGAGGUCAAGAACCUCAACGAGCUCUUCGUCUGGGAUCACCCGAACGGUAUGCUCAAGAGCGCGAGCAAAAACCAGUGCUUGGACGCGUACAGCGUCGACAAAGGCAAGUUCAAGCUCCACACAUACGCGUGCGACGUCAACAACAGCAACCAAAAGUGGAACUACGACCAGACCACCAAGACGCUCAAGCACGCGACCCACGCCGGCCAGUGCCUGGAUGUCGACCCGUCGUACAAGGACCACCACGUGCAGAUGUGGGAAUGCACGCCCAACAACCUGCACCAGCAGUUUACAAUUGCGCCGUACAAGCCGUAA